Messenger RNA from Lithohypha guttulata, 1632 nucleotides. RefSeq lists its product as uncharacterized. NCBI's taxonomy places the organism in Eukaryota, Fungi, Ascomycota, Eurotiomycetes, Chaetothyriales, Trichomeriaceae. The record is from RefSeq and is a predicted model, not a curated record. The transcript has 3 exons. The coding region runs from base 1 to 1632 and encodes 543 amino acids.
AUGGCGUUCGACCAUUUCCUGACCACGAGGAACGUGUUUGCUUGGCUAUACAAUGUUCCUCUAGCAGGACGUUCGUUGGGUACAUCUCUCGUGGCUCUGAAAGAAAGGCUCGACGAAUAUCGACCUUGUUCUGACGGCAUACAAAACAAGAAAGAGCUCCUGGAAUUUGCCUCCUCUCAAAAGUACUUGGACUUUUUUGAAUGUGAGGACCACGCCAUGGCGGCUCUGCUUCUGGCAGAAAACUUGCGCUUGGAGGAUAUGUGGAUCGAUGCAUUCGUUCAUACUGUCGGAAUGAGUCACCGAGACAUUCACUCUUCGCUCGAGUACCACUCUCUCAGUCCCAUCACCAAAUCCUUGAUCCUCGAGUCGCGAAUUGAAAUGGAUGUCAGAAUUGCCCGGGCAAGCGUAUCUAUCGAGACUUUCUUCGGCGAUGAUCUGUCCGGCAAUUUUCUGGGAUUGUCUGAAGUGGCACGAGACCACUUUGACCGCUUCCGAUCGUUCUUGCACGCCUUCUAUAUCGAUCGAUAUGGCUUCUGGCCACCCGCGGGAUUCAGCUCCGAAGCUGCUCGCUACAAAAUUUAUGCUGUGCUAUACACCGAUUUUCGUAACCUUUAUCACCACCUCGUUGACCCUGAGUCCUCCUCUUCCGCUGAAGCUCAAGUCUCAAACGCAGGCGGUAUCUGCGUUCUCCAAAACAUUGAAUGCUUCGACAACAGACACGGCUUCAAAACACUACCCCGGCCAUUACCACAGCUUCCGCAAGAACCAACAGAUUCAUUGAAACCCCCGACAACUCUUAGCAGACGAAAGUCCUGGAAUCCCGUCACGCAGAAGAAAAUCGACAAGGAGAACAAACAGACACAAAGAAAACAAGCCUUGAUCGAUGCUUCGAAUCGAGAUCUAUUUCUGAUGGACUGUCAAUUAGUUCCAUGGGUCGACGGUCGCAAGACCCGUUUCUUGUUGGUUUACGCCAUCCUGCAGACCUUGAUCUCGAUUAUGGCAGUGCCGGAGCACGAUCCGGCACAGGCAUCACCCCAAGAGAUCGUACCUGACAUCGACUAUAUCCAUACAAAUCUAUCAACUACCAAUCUCGACUCGAGGGCCAAAGAACGUCGCCUCACAAUGCCAGCAAACCCUUUGAGCUCUCUUUCACGAUCAUCGUCCAUGCGUCGUGUAACUUCCCUCAAACGCCUGCUUAGUAGACGCUCUACAACGACAUCAGAAGAACCUCCAGUGCCUGCUUUGCACUGUGAAAUACUUGUCCAAGGGUAUGGCAAUGGCUUACACAGUCAAAGCACGACGACCUUGCCUACCAGGGGCAAGACGGAAAAGCGUAAAUCCUUAACACCAAGCAUGGUGCUCGAUGACGAUAUCUUCUCAAAACGAAGUCAACACAUGCCACACAGCAGUGAGUAUGGCAUUCCUUCUCUGUCACCCACCAGCAGUGCAUCUGUGUCACGAGAGACGUCCAAUGCGUCCUCCAUUAGUACGAAAACAAAGUCUACCGUGGACACUGACGACCUACCAAUACCUAGUGACGACAGAAAUACGAUUGGUCAACCUGGCAAGAUGCAACAGCUCGCCCUUGGACGAAAGUCAGACGAUGCCUACGUGUGGCUUUCACAAGUAUGA